This is a messenger RNA of Leptopilina boulardi, 4736 nucleotides long. RefSeq lists its product as uncharacterized. The record is from RefSeq and is a predicted model, not a curated record. Lineage: Eukaryota; Metazoa; Arthropoda; Insecta; Hymenoptera; Figitidae. Bases 187 to 1482 code for a protein of 431 amino acids. The transcript is spliced from 7 exons.
UCGGUCUAAAUAGAAAGUUCUUUUCGCGAAAAUAAUUGUCCCGAUUUUCUUUUAUUGUUUGCAAAUGUACAAAUAAAGAGUUUUAAUUCAGCAACAAUACAAACUAAUUAAAGUGAUUAGUGUUUAAAAUUGAUAUGUGAUUUUAAGAAAAGUUUAUGUGAAUGGCGAGAGCGUGUGAAAUUAGGAAUGGAUUUAGUGGAAACUAUGAAAACCAUAGUCGCUAAAGGAAUGCAAACAGAAAUGGGUCCACCAGGAGGAGGUUCUGGAUAUCCAGCUGCCGCAAGUGGUGCUGGAUAUAUAACUGAAAAAAUGUACUCACUACUCCAAUGUUAUCUAACAAACAAGGGAUGGAAUCAAAGCAUCGAAUUACUACAAUACUUAACAGAAAUGAAAGAAGCUUCUAUGGUACCAAGUCCAGCCUAUCUUCAAAUGGUAGCACAGAGAGUGGCUAUGGAUUCACAAGGACGACUUGUUCUUCGAGAGAAUGGCAAAAUAAUUCUUCCCUUUGAACACUUUGCAAAUGCAGUGAUGAUUAAACACAUGAAUGGACCACAUGGAAUGCAUGUCACUUUAGAAGGAACUGUUCGCGCAGUAAUGGAAUCAUAUACAAUUGGCCGCGAAUGUUUUGGAAUGGAAAAAGAAUUUAUUGUCGAAGUUGUUCAAAAUUGUCCAAAUGAAGCAUGUCGAUUUUAUAAAAAUCAAUUGGAACUCACACAAAAAAUAGGAUCAAUGCGUCCAACUUAUAUUCAGGACAACGAAACAACAGCUUCUCUAUUACGAUCAUCCUUCCCACAUUCUUCCGAUUUGCAGGCACUAAGUGGACCAAAUCAAAAUCAACUAAUGGGUGGAUCGGGAGCCGAUUUCACUGAGAUGAGAAGCAGUGUAAAUCCAAUGAUUCAACGACCACCGAGUCGUCCGUCCCUAAAUAUUCCACAUCGGCCUGGUCCUCAAGAAAAGAAACAAGCCACCAAACAUUAUGAGCCAUUAAUUCCAAAUAUUCCAAUUUCAGAAACGCACAAAUUAAGUGACUUUUUACGAACGAAUUUGGAAAAUAUUGAAGGAAUCAGUGGUGGACUUGGUUUGGGAAAUUCUAAUAAAGAUUUGCUCGCUUUACACAAUGGUGCUUGGCCAUUGUCAGAAGCUGACAAUAAUUUUCGUUCACAAUCAACAAUCUCAGAAGGUGGUCAGGAGAAAAUUGUAAGAGGUUUUCAGGAGAUGAUGAAGAAUAUUUACAAAAUGAAAACCUGUGUUCGUCCAUCGAUGUGUAAACCCUAUGGCAAACAAUCGGAGGCUCUGCAAAAGACUCUGGUUGACACCAUUCAACUCGUGCAAUCAUUAAGAAGUUUCUUGCCACCCCCACAUAUUCCCGUUUCAAGUUGGAAAAACGAAGACAAACAUCGUUUAGAUCACAGCACCAUUCAGUACCUUCCAUCAUUAAAAGCCGGAUUGGACGACAUUUGUGAACAACGAAAACGGGACUGAGUAAUAUUAUUCCAAUUCACAGUGUUCUAGUCAAAUUAAGUCACUGAAUGGAAAUAAAAAGAAAAAAAAAUAAGAAAUGGCUUGCUCAAAGAUAUUGGCGUUUAGGACUUUUGUUUUGUAGGAGAAAAAAAUCGAAGACAUGCGUGGACUGUGAUAAAUAUGGAUACUAAACCAAACAGAAAUUUUUUUUUGGCGUAAAGGAGGUAAAAUUUUCUAUUAUAUAAUAUUAAUUUUUGUAAGAUACAAUUUUUAAGAUGAAAAAAAUUGUAACUUGUUUUGUGGUGCUCGUCAGAAUGACGAACAAAGAUUUUCCUUUUUUAAAAAAUUAUAAUUUUGUGUAAAUAAUUUUGUGACAUAUCGUUUCUUUUAUAUAUAUUGUUUGAGUAGUGAAUAUUUUAUAUAUAUACAAAAAACAAAAUGAAAUUCGACUAGUCAAUGAAAUUGAAAACAAAAAAAUCGAAGGCUUUAAAAUAUCAUUUUACAAAUAUUGAAAAAAGAAAAAGAGUUUCUAAUAAAAUUAUAUUCUAGUCGUAUACAAUAUUUAUAUAUAUGUAAUUCAGAAGAAACCAUUGACAUUAUAAAGGAACAAAAAAUUAGGGAUUAAAAUAUUUCGGUAAUAUGCAUAUAGAUAAUUGUGCACUCUAGUUGUUUACUUCUCAUGAUUAUUAUAUGUGAGAAAUUAAUAUUUAAAAAAAUAUAUAUAUAUGUUUUUGGCAACUAAAAGAAAAAAAACUAUAAAUUAUUGUUAAUGUUUUUCUUUUUAUUUAAUGUGUAAGUACAUUCGGGACGAUGCAAGACAAGUUUCUAAAAAAAUUCUAUAAGCUCCACAGGCAGGAUUUCAUAUUUUCAAGAUCAAUGUAGUAUCAAUAUUUAAAUUCUCAUAUACUAUUUGACUAGAAGUAUUAAAAUGUUUGUCAUUACGCUUUUUUUAAAUAUUAUAUUUUAUAAAAUCUAACUUUUGUAAAAAAAUUUUUAAAAAAUGUUUUAAAUAUGUUUUUAUAAAAAUAUCAUAAAUAAAAACCAUUAUUUUAUGAUAAAUAAUAAGAAUAUAAAAUACAUAAAUAUAUGUGUAAAGAAAAAUUAAUUUGAUUAUUUAUAAUAAGAACAACUUCAUUAUUUAUAAGAAAUUUAUUCUUUAUAAUAGGAUAUAACGUUAUUAUUUGUAAUUAGAAUAAUUUUACUAUUAAUUUUUUAUGACUUUCAAAAAAGCGUAUUGAUUUCUCAUUAAAAUAAAACAUUGAAAAACCUGUUGAGUUUUAACAUUAUUAGUUUUUGUUUUUAAACUUUAGCUAUACGUUUAUAUCUUUAAUAUUCGUCACGCAAAUACUGUAAGGUAAAUAGAUUACAAUUUAAUCGAAAAAUGCAACAUAAAGAUAUAAUCGUUAACAUAAUUGUUUAGCACACUAUUUUUUAUUAUUAUUAAAAAUAAUAAUCUUUUUGCAUUACAUAGAGUUAAUAUACUCUAAAAGCAUUUAAAAUAUAAAAAUCUUCAUGUAUGAAAAUAAGUAAAUAUUAAAAAUUCAUCGAAUUGUCAUUAAUUGAAAUUUUCUAUAUAAAACAAUUUUUUCAAAUAUAAUAUAAAUUACAAUUUUUUAUAUUCUACGAUUAAAUUAUCUACAUUAAGGUCAUUUUCAUGUUUAUUAUCUGGUUGUAUCAUUUAAAAAAACAGUCUUUUUAAAAUAUUUCUUCAUGUGUUCGAAGAUAAAAUAUGAUAGAUAAAUUGAAAAUAUACCUUAUUGUAUAUUAAUUUAUUAUGCAUUCUUAUUUUGUAAACAAUAGUUAUGUUAAAUAUAUUUUCUAUCUACUGUAACAUUAACUUUGGAUGCAUUGUAAAAAAUUUUAGUAACAAAUAAUUAAUACAAUUUGUUGAGAAAUUUAGGUAAAUAGUAAAAUUCGAUGCAUCCAAGAGUUUGAAUUAUAUUUCUUUUUUUAUUAUAUGAGUUUUAUCUAAUGAUUAUUAUAAAUAUAUAUAUUUCCAGUCUUGAUUUCAAAAUAUAUUUAAAAUAGAAAUAAAAAGCAUAUCCCAUGACAGAAACCGUGUUUACCAAAGAAUUUGUGUAAAAUCGAGAACAAGAUGUUUUAAACGUAUUUUAUAUAAUAUGUAAUUCAAGUCUUUAUAUCUGUAAGAACACGGAAGACAUGACGCGAUUUUUGGAUUAAAUCGGCAAUAUGUUUUUUUUUAAUAUAAGAAUGCAUUUACACAGAAGAUCAUAAAUUAUAUGAUUGUCUCAAGAUCAUUCCCAAUAUAUCUAUGUAGAAUUUCAUUUCAACUAAACGUUUCUUCUAUUUCGAAGAUCUCAGAUCUAAUUCCAAUUUUACAGCCGUAAAAAUUCAAUUUCAUAUCAAAGUUGAAUUUCAAUUUUAAAUUAAAUUUUUAGCCAAAGUUUAAUUUAAAGGAAAAUUCAAAUUAAAUUUAAAUUUUAUUUCAAUGAUAACAAUACAAAAUUUAAAUAAAUAAAUAAAUAAAUAAAGGUUUUUAGUUGAAAUGGAAUUCUAUACAUUGAUAUAUUUAAUAUUUCUAAAGAUCUAAGAAUCUUAAAAAAUAAUGCAAAAAAAUGAGAUUUUCCAAUAGAAUUUCCAAGUUUCGCGUCUUUUUCUUCAACUACAGCAACAUGCUAACGUAACUGUGGUAAAUAGUUACCAAUUUAAAGCACUCCAAUUACUCCGAUGGUUGUCAAAUAUUCCAUUCAAUUCAAUUCAAUACACGAAACGAAAGAAUUACUUUUAAAUUAAAAUAUAUAUUAAAAUUUACAUAAGAAUAAUUUAAAAGUACCAAUUUUUAAUAAACGAAAUAGUAGAGUUAAUUUUUAGAUAAAGUAACUAACAAUAAGUACAUGAAAGAAUUUCAUAAUUAAACAAAUACAAAAUUUAUUAAUUAUAAAAGCAAAAGAAAAAAUAAUAGUACAUUAAUAAUUAAAAUUAAUUCAAUUAUUAAUUAAUUUUAGUUGUUAAUAUAUUAAUUUUUUAAGUUUAUUGUUUCGAAUAUUAAAAAUUUGCUUUUAAACAUUUAUAUAUUCUUAAAUAAAAAGUAAAUUUCUUUCUGUUUGUGUCACCAAUUGAAUUCUAAAUUGCAUAUAUUAAAUGUAUAACAGAUAAAUGCAAUGUUAGUAAUUGAUUCACAUAUACUCACAAAACAUAAUGUUCACCAAUGCUGUCGCUAUAACUAAACACUAACUCGUCGUCGCUUGUCAGUAUUGCUCUCCUGUAUUCACGCGUCAUUAAUUCAAAAAUAAUAAUUAAAACCUUUUAACAAG